Messenger RNA from Lathyrus oleraceus (garden pea), 1763 nucleotides. RefSeq names its product probable receptor-like protein kinase At5g20050. The transcript has a single exon. Gene Ontology annotation, molecular function: ATP binding; protein kinase activity. Bases 160 to 1506 code for a protein of 448 amino acids. The record is from RefSeq and is a predicted model, not a curated record. NCBI's taxonomy places the organism in Eukaryota, Viridiplantae, Streptophyta, Magnoliopsida, Fabales, Fabaceae. Gene Ontology annotation, biological process: protein phosphorylation.
UUUUUAUUUUAUUUUCUACAAUCUUUAAAAAAAAAAAUGAAUAAUUACCUCACCUACUCUUCUCCUCUCAUAUUGCAAACCUGUAAGAACAAAUAGAUUCUUUCUCCUUCAACAAAACAAAACAAAAUAAUUGGAAGAACAAAAAGUAAUGAAGUUUUGAUGGAAGACAGAAAAGUUCAUACAAUCGCUGUUUUAUCAGUGAUAUCCUUAAUAAUUGUUAUCAUCGUUUGUCGUGUUUCCUUAAAACUCUCGAAAGCUUUCUUCCUAAUUUGCGGCGCUUCAAUCGCGGUGAUUCUCGCUGUCUUUUCAUGCAUACUGAUAAGAUACCGUUACAACAAAAGAAGAAAAGUGUUGGAACUACAGUUGAAAUCAGAAGGAAGAGAGCUUCGAAUCGAGUACAGUUUCUUGCGAAAAGUUGCCGGGAUUCCAACAAAGUAUAGAUACAAAGAGCUUGAAGAAGCAACUGAUAAUUUUCAAGCAAUAAUCGGUACAGGCUCAUCCGCUUCAGUUUUCAAAGGCAUUCUAAACGAUGGAACUUCAGUUGCGGUGAAAAGAAUCCAUGGUGAAGAAAGAGGUGAGAGAGAAUUUAGAUCAGAAGUUUCAGCUAUUGCUAGUGUUCAACAUGUUAAUCUUGUGAGACUUUUUGGUUAUUGUAAUUCUCCGACACCACCUAGGUAUCUUGUUUAUGAGUUUAUACCAAACGGGUCGUUAGAUUGUUGGAUUUUUCCGGUGAAAGAAACGAGGAGACGUAGAUGUGGUUGUUUGCCUUGGAAUUUAAGGUAUAAUGUUGCUAUUGAUGUUGCGAAAGCGUUGAGUUAUCUUCAUCAUGAUUGUAGAUCUAGGAUUUUGCAUCUUGAUGUGAAGCCAGAGAAUAUUCUUUUGGAUGAAGAUUAUAAAGCACUUGUUGCUGAUUUUGGUCUUGCAAAGCUUGUGGGAAAAGACGAGAGUAAUGUGAUGACAACGAUAAGAGGAACUAGAGGUUAUUUAGCGCCUGAAUGGUUAUUAGAACGUGGAAUUUCUGAGAAAACUGAUAUUUAUAGUUAUGGAAUGGUUUUGUUGGAGUUAAUUGGAGGGAGAAGGAAUGUUUCAAGGGUGGAAGAUCCAAGAGAUAAGAGUAAGAAAAAGUGGCAAUUUUUUCCUAAGAUUGUGAAUGAGAAACUGAGAGAAGGGAAAUUGAUGGAGAUUGUGGAUCAAAGAUUGUUGGAAAGUGAGAAUUUAGAUGAGAAUGAGGUGAAAAGGUUGGUGUUUAUUGCUUUGUGGUGUAUACAAGAGAAACCAAGAUUGAGGCCUAGUAUGGUUGAAGUUGUGGAUAUGCUUGAAGGACGUGUGAGAGUUGAGGAGCCACCAGGUACUAGAAUGAUUCUUGUUGAUUUGUUGUCUGUUGAUGAAGAUGCUGGUGAUGAUGAUAAUAAUAAUCUAGUGAGGUUGUUGACAUCUGUGUCUACUCAUGUUGAUUGUAAUACAUCUACUUACUCUUUAGGUUCCACUAUUUUGUCUGGUAGAUAACAUAACAUUUUUGUGUCACAAUGUAAUUGAUGCAAAAUGACAUCAACUAGGCCUAUGUUUGAUAUUACUCCAAAAACACAGUCAUACGGCACGUUUGACGGAAGCUUGCAUUUGUUGCUUCAGGAAAGCACGGUGCGUAUAACCUUAAAAGUGAGGUAGCGGCAAUUGACCGAGUUUCCAAACACACACUACAUUGUAUGUAUGUAUGUACAAUUUUGAUUUAUAUUGUCAUUUAUUUCUAAUUGAUUCCAACACAA